AUGGUUUCCUUCGUCAAGAGUGUCCUCCUUCUCAUCGUUGUUGGAGUAGCUGUGGCUAUAUCUUCUGAAGAUGAGCAGGAAAUAAUCACCCGGGAUGUAUGCAUCAUCGGUGGCGGCUCGUCGGGAACCUACACUGCAAUACAACUGCAUGAUGCUGGAAAGAGUGUUGUCGUUGUCGAAAAGGAAGACGCCCUGGGGGGGCAUACUAAUACGUAUAUCGACCCGGCAACAAACUUGACGGUUGAUUACGGUGUGAUAAUCUUUCAUGACCUGGAUAUUGUCAAAACUUACUUCAAUCGCCUCGGCGUGGCUUUUAAAAAAGCAUCAACUCUAUCGUCAGCGUCAUCGUUCGUUGACAUCAAGACCGGCGAAGCCGUCCCUACCUACAUCCCUCCCGACCCAACCAAUGCUCUCAUCGCAUACGGCCUACAAGCAGCCAAGUAUCCCGAACUGGAGGCUGGCUUUUACCUGCCGAACCUAGUGCCUAAUGACCUGCUGAUGCCUUUCGGGGACUUUGUAGCGAAGUAUAAUCUUGGUGAUGCGGUUCCUACUGUUGCCUCUUUCGGCCAAGGGCUCGGAGACAUUCUCAACUUGCAGACAUUGUACGUCUUUAAGAACUUUGGCCUGGAUGUCCUGCAUAAUCUCCAAGUCGGUUUUCUGGACACUGUCGGCAACGACAAUCACAAAAUUUAUGACAAAGCUCAACAAGUGCUGGGGUCCGAUGUGCUCUUACAGAGUAAAGUAAUCAGCACCGACCGGAGCGCUGAUAAUCACCUCAAGGUCAUUGUUAGCGGGCCCUCAGGCACUAAGACAAUUCAUGCGGGAAAGCUAUUGAUCUCAAUUCCCCCUAAACUGGAAAAUCUGCAUAGCUUCGACCUCGAUGAGAGAGAGCGCCAUCUCUUUAGUAAGUUUGUCAACACAGGGUACUAUACAGGCUUGGUCCGCUCCACAGGUCUGAAGAACAUAACCAGCAUCCAGAAUAUCGAUCCCGACACACCGUACAACCUGCCUCAGCUCCCUGGACUCUACGGAAUAUCUGCGACAGCCAUUCCUGGUCUGUAUGAUGUCAAGUAUGGCAGCCCCAUUGGCCUACCGGACGAGGUUAUCAAAGCCGACAUCAUCGCCUCCAUUAAACGACUCCAGAAAACUGGGAUUGCAACUUCAGAAGAGGAGCCGAAGUUUGUGGCUUUCAAAAGCCAUGCACCAUUCGAGUUGACUGUGUCGACCGAUGAGAUCAAAUCUGGAUUUUACACGAAACUGUACGCGCUUCAGGGCCACCGGAAUACUUUUUAUACCGGGGCUGCGUUCCAUACGCAGGACUCGUCGCUUCUGUGGCAGUUUUCAGAAGCGCUGCUCCCCCGGCUGAAAAAUUAG
This is a messenger RNA of Aspergillus tanneri, 1374 nucleotides long. RefSeq lists its product as uncharacterized. The transcript has a single exon. The record is from RefSeq and is a predicted model, not a curated record. The coding region runs from base 1 to 1374 and encodes 457 amino acids. Lineage: Eukaryota; Fungi; Ascomycota; Eurotiomycetes; Eurotiales; Aspergillaceae.